Molecule: messenger RNA, 1359 nt
Organism: Caenorhabditis elegans
Lineage: Eukaryota; Metazoa; Nematoda; Chromadorea; Rhabditida; Rhabditidae
Gene: gtnt-11
Product: Glycosyltransferase family 92 protein
Exons: 7
Coding region: 1-1359 (452 amino acids)
Cellular component (GO): membrane
Molecular function (GO): glycosyltransferase activity
Source: RefSeq, marked reviewed
AUGAUUUCCAUUUUGCGAAAACUAUUUAAAUUUCUUAUAUUGAUUACGUCUUUGUUUUUAUUUACAAGAUUAAUUUGCAAUUUUUAUCAAGUUGAAAACAAAAAUGUGAAUACUUUUCCAAUAGUGUUUUACAAAGAUGCAUACGUGGAUCUCAGAAUGUCUCCUCCAAAACUUCGAGUAUUUUCCCUAAAUCACUGCCUUAUCAAUGGAAGCUUUUUAAUAAUCAGAUUCGAAGAUUACAAACAAGAAAAUAUAAAAAUGCUCGGCGAGCCUAUCGAAGCCGAUUGCCCAUGGUCUUGGGCUCCAAAUUGUUAUUAUAGUUCUCAUGUUUUUGAGGUCUCACUUUACAAUGUUCCGUUGGAAGAGCUGCUGAAAAUUCGAAAAGUAAAUAUUUUGAUAAAUGGGAAAGUCAUAGAUCUGAAUAUAAAACAAGUAAUGCCUAAAUUAAAGGAUGGUCUAACAAUUUGUGUCCAACCUGUCUAUUGGUACAACCAAUUUCAGAAUAUAAUACUUUUCAUUGAGAGUUGGAGAAAUCAAGGAGCUUCACAUUUUAUUGUGUACUUUCAUUCAUCUACAAAAGAAGUCAAAAUGGUCCUAGAUCACUACCAGAAAUUGGGAAUCCUAACUAUUAUGCCUUGGCCAACAUUCGGAACUUUACCCACUCAAUUCCCAAACAUAAAUUCCCAAGUAUAUCGUGUCGGUCACAAUUUGGCUGCAAAUCUAUGUGUUUUGGAAAUGAAGACCACACUUGGAUCAAUCGUUGAUUUCGAUGAACUAAUUGUUCCGAAAAAUGGUUACUCGAGUGUUUUGGCAUUAUCAAUUCAAAAGUUGGGUCAGGAAAAUGUGGGAGCAUUGGAAUUUGAAAAUACGAGAGUUCAACUAGAUUUAUCAAAUGAUAAAACUGGAUUUGACACCAGUUCGUUGAAAAAUCCAGCGCUAGUGGAUAAGAAGGGUCCUCCAAAACUUAUUUUCAAAACCUCUUCCAUUGAAAUAAUCCUUACCCAUUCUGUCCGAAAAUUCAUCAAAACUACGGAUCGAACCCUGAAAGUUGCUCACGGUACCCUGAUUCACUAUCGAUAUAAUGGAGGAAAAUUAUUGUCGAAGAAAAUGAAAGAUUUUUCAAUUUUCGACGGCCACAAUUUUGACGGCCACAUUGAGAAUAUGAAAAACACUACCAAAAUUAUUUUUGGAGUUGGACAAUCAAUUUUUAAAUCGGAAAUCAUAUGGAAAUUAAAUGAGUGUAUAGAAGAAAUUAAAGCUGCCAACAUUUGUCGAAGUACAGUUACCUUUUGCAAAAGCCGGAUGGAAAAUAUUGCAAGCUGGGAAAUUCACCGAACUCCGGGGAUUUUUAAAUUUUAG